AUGGCUUCGAUAGGACAAGCUCCCUCCAGCCCGCUCUCAACAAGUGGUCGCUUGGACAACGGGUCCACAUCGGGUCAUGCUGCCAAUGGCUCUAGCAGCAGCAACGGAGGAUUUGCAGGGUUCGCCUCCUUGCUGCGAAGUGCAGGGAGGAAAAGCACAGAGUCGCUACGUAGCGUCAGGAGCAGCGCUUCAUUCACAAGCAGUGCUGGCAGGAGACGAAGCUUUGGUUCUUCAAGAAGGAAUCUCGAAGUCUUUGAGCCUGUGCCACCCCUUCCUCCUGCAAAGGACUCUCCUUCUCGUCCGCAGACAUCUGCGGGCCAAUCCGUGACAUCCUUUCAGUCGCUAGAACCGCCCGAAUCGGGAUCUGCUGGCCGCCAUCACCACGACAUGGCUAGGCAGGUCUCGAGUCGCUCGGCGAGCAGGCAGGCUCCGCCUCUACACGGCCUGCGUGAGGAAGGCGGCGAAGACGGUUUGGCGCCACUAGCAUCCGAGACUGGAGGAGCAAUGCAUCACUCCUCGCCCUCAACAUCGUCCAGCCUGGUCAGUCGGGCUCGCUCUGCUCGUCGAGGACUCGGUGGACUGGGCAGUAAGAUGGGCCUCCCCAAUCCUGUCGGCAGCCAGGAUCUGACGCCAGACGAGGCAGAUGGCGCUAAGACGCCUACAGGUCGAACAACGCCUACGCAGUCCGACUUCCAAGCUCGCAACGGAACCGGCGGCACCGCUUCGACGUCGGCGCAACCACAAGGCGGAGACGGCAAUACCGUUGCCCAGCUAUAUGCCGUCUUCGGCCUUCCUAAAGACCCCUCAGUCUGGACUCUCGCCGAGGAAGACUGCGUUGCCGGCGUGCACCACACGGACGGCGCAGUUGGGCGAUUCUGGCGUCCAGAGGUGCUGGGCUGCUCCAUCUGCCCGUCUCCAUCAGAGAUCUUCGCGCGUCAGGCUAACGGUGGGACGGGAUCGCACGAGUCGGACACCAUUGGGUCAGGGAGAGGCGAUGCAGAGAAAAAGUGGGAAGGGAGGAGCGCAGAUGGAAAGAAGGGCUCGACAAACCCCAAAUUCAUUGAGAUGGCAGACGGGAGGGGAAGGAUCGAGAAGGCUGAGACUGCGAGAGUUCUCAGCAAGGCGCUCAAGCUGUCCUUCACUCGCGAGAUCGAGAUCGUCUCUGGCCAAAACAACUACCCGCCGAUGGCCACGUCGCACACCUUCUCCUUCAGCGUCCCCACCCUCUCAUCCGCCAGCGGCGAAUCCCUUGACCGGGCGGCAGCGGUUGGCUCGUCCUCUGACCUGCGCAAGGGCACAGGGGCUGUUGGCGUAGGCCACCACAAACCUGCUGCGGCUACGGGCGAAGGGUACGGUAUGGUCAACGGCGGGUCCGGAUCAACUCGCACGACCGGCUUCGAGGAGAACAGUGCGCCCGCGACCUUCUACGGCGUCGUUCUUACAGUCUGGUCCGCAGCGGAUGAGCGUCGCGCCAAAGCGGUCAAGAAGGAGCUGAACCGCGCAGCCAAGCAGCGAGGCGGCACAAGCUCCGGAAAGGACAAGAAGUCGUCGUCUCGUGACGACGACGAGGGCGCAGAGGGCUUCCUCCCAGCGAAUAAUGCCUACUUCAUGCCCUACGCCAUCUGCAUCAUCUCUCGCUACCCGCUCUACGAUCUUCUAGGUGAUUGGAACAAGUGGGCCUGGCACAAGUACUCGCGCAAUAUUGAGAUGCACAACAAGCUCAUGAGCAUCAUCCUUUCCAAGCCUGCCCCGAGGCUGGGCUCGAAGCUUGUAGUAGACGCGGCUGAUGGGGAUUUGGCUUUCACUACCACCUUCCCUGGCGCGCUCGAGUGGGGAACGGGGCUGAUAGGCAUCGACUUCACCAUGUGGCCCCUCUUCAAGACUUUGUCGCUGGACAACAUACUCACUAUCUGCGAAAUUGCCCUGGCCCCAAAUGGUCGCGUACUUUUCCUUUCGCGCCACCCGGCUCUCCUUGGCUUGGCAGUCGAGACGAUCAAGUACUUUGUCGAGCUUCGUGGCUGGCAAGGGGUCGCAAACCAGAAUUGUCAUGCCCGCGACGUCAAGAUCUACCUCGAGGACCCGGGGACAUGGAUCAUCAGCAUUAGCACUGAGCUGAGGAGCAUUGUCAAGCCAGCGAAGGAGGUCUGUGUCGUCGAUCUGGAUAUCAAUUACGUCAACUGCCCGAACCCGCCUCAAGGGGCGCCGAGUACCAAGGGGUUGCGAGAGAAGAGAAAGAAGAAGCUCGUCAAUGCUCUCGGCUUCUCAACAGGUGACUUCCGGCCCCCGCGCGAGUUCAUCGAGGCGUAUCCUGGAGGCAGGUUCCGUCCGAUGUCCAGCGUUGUCUCCCGCUCGGGCCAACACACGCCCUACGAUCAGCUCGAACGUCCCAUCUGGUGGGACCAACCACGCGUCAUCACCGCCUUCGACAAGACUCUGCACGACGGCACUCGCCCUUCUCCCCUUAUGAAGCUUCUGCGAAUGCGAGCAAGCAAGAAUCGUACCACCUCCGAAGCAGAGCUGGCAGCCAUCCUCGCCCUUAGGAAGCGUGCAUCGACCUUCGUUGACGCCCGCGACGGCCUAGAGAACAAGAUCGGUCGUCUGAACAAGCGCCUGGCUUUCCUCAUGUCUGAGUCCGAAAUGUGGAAGGCUCAGUUCUCCAAGAUCCAGCAGCUGGUCGACCGCCUCACCAAGGAAGCAAACGAGACGCGCUCCAAGCUUGACAAGGAGCGUCGCGAGUCUCGUCGCCUCUCUUCCACACUUGCGCAGAGGGACAUGGAGCGCGUCCAGUUGCAAAUACAGCUCAAGGAGACGGAGGACGCUCGUGAAGCUGCUCAGGCCGAGCUCAACACGAUGCAGCGCGCUAUGGAUUCGCUCGAGCACGAGAGGGAGGCCAUGAUGGAUGAGAUUCGGGGUAUCAUCUCUGGCGCGGAUGGUACGGAUGUGGACGUUGCGUUUAACAUGAGCAAGCUGGACAUCUACAAUGACUCGAUGGGCCAUGGAAGCUCGAGGGCGAGCAGCCCAUCUGGUAGCCAAAGUUCAAGCAACAUGACUCCCUCUCAAGCUGCGGACAGGAUACUGAAAGCCCGCAAGGCGGCCGAGGACCGAAUCAACGAAGGUCAGCCCUCUCGCUCUCGCUCUCGACUGGCAGCGCCGGCAAGCUCGGCAGGCCAUAGUGGCUCAGCGCAGCGUCAUUCUCCUCCGGCGUCGAGUGCAGGCAAUCACUUCCCCGAGGAUCAGAUGAACUACGAGAUUCAGAAGCGGACAACCAGCGUUACAGAUCAGAUCGCCCGCAUUCAAUCGCAGCUGGAGAACACGCUCAGCCAGUUGGAGGACCGCUCAAAGUCCCACCGACAUCGUCGGACGAGGCGGGACUCUAAUGGGUCGUAUACUAGCUCGUCGCGAUAUGAGCAUCGUACGCCUAGUAGUCUCGGUGGGCAUGGAGGAGCAGCUAGCGGGACGGACCAUGAGAGUGCUGCGACUCACCAUCGCGCCGGUGAAGAAUCCGAGCUGGACUACGAGUCCUCCGCUACUACAGGCGGUGCUGGCGCUGGAGGAUACGUGUCCUCUGGCUGCGACAGCGCAGCCUCUGCUGCACGUCGCGAGAGGAGGAGGCUGCGUCACCAGAAGAGGGCGGAGGGUCCUCCCACGUCCUACCGAGGGCCGAGUGCGAGCAUCGUAGCCGCUACGACCGGUGUGGGCAGCGAGGAAUUAGCCGCGCAGGAUGGUGCGACCCGCGGCGAUGCAGCAAGACCUCGUGCGUCGAGGUCGAGCAGUCGUGAUCAGGUUUUGCAGGAGCGCGACAGCACCAAUGCGUGGAAGUCGACCACGACCACUGUCGCCCCACCCGCCACUGCCAUGUCCGUAAGCACGAAGAGCGAUGCGACGCACGACUCGGAUGCUCCUACGACUACGACGGUCUCCACGGCGGACACGAUGCCCAGUGCUGCUACAACCGUCGAAGACGGCAAAGUUGACGAGAAGGCGGAGCCGGAAACGGCUGAUACCUCGUUGGACAGUGCGGCAGGGGAGGCAAAGGCGGACGGGAAGGCGUGA
Molecule: messenger RNA, 4053 nt
Organism: Jaminaea rosea
Lineage: Eukaryota; Fungi; Basidiomycota; Exobasidiomycetes; Microstromatales
Exons: 4
Coding region: 1-4053 (1350 amino acids)
Biological process (GO): regulation of Rab protein signal transduction
Cellular component (GO): cytoplasmic vesicle
Source: RefSeq, a predicted model, not a curated record